CGUGACGUAGUGACGCCAACACGAUCAGCAUCUGAUCGAGAGUUGUUCCUUCGUCAUUCUAUCUUCAUCUUAUUCUUCCAUCCUUGCAAAAGGGAGGCUGCUUGAUAGUUAUUUCAAGAGAUCAUUGAUUUGUGAAUAAGUAUCAAUCAUAAUUUGAGGUCAAGAUGGUGCUAAAAGUAUAUACGUCAGGUUCUUCUGGCAACACAAUUAUCAAAGGUCACCAGCAGAAGGUGCUGCUGACGCUGGACAGCUACAGUAUACCGUACGAGAACAUCGAUAUCACGGCGCCGGAGAACAAGGACGCGCGGAACACGAUGCUGAAGAACGCCAAGACGACCGGCAACAACAAGGUUCCCUUUUGCCCGCAGUUCUUCGAGGACGAAGAAUACAUCGGGGUGAGGUGGCGUCACUGUCUUCGCCGCGGCGGGCAGUCGUAUGUGCGUCAGAAUCGGUUUUUCUAG
This is a messenger RNA of Priapulus caudatus, 461 nucleotides long. RefSeq names its product SH3 domain-binding glutamic acid-rich protein homolog. The coding region runs from base 165 to 461 and encodes 98 amino acids. NCBI's taxonomy places the organism in Eukaryota, Metazoa, Priapulida, Priapulimorpha, Priapulimorphida, Priapulidae. The record is from RefSeq and is a predicted model, not a curated record. The transcript has 2 exons. Gene Ontology annotation, cellular component: cytoplasm.